GACCGGAUGUGACGUAUACUUCUACUUCCUGUAGCGCGCGCCGCUGUAUUUUGUUUCGUCGGAGUUUUUGUCCGAGUGUUUUUAUUGAUUUCAUCGAUCAUGUAUGAUCAGGACGAAGAUAAUCAAUAUGAUGAAGAUGAUGAUGAAAUCACUCCGGAUCUGUGGCAGGAAGCUUGUUGGAUCGUCAUCAGCUCUUAUUUUGAUGAGAAAGGUCUGGUGCGGCAGCAGCUGGACUCCUUUGAUGAGUUCAUCCAGAUGUCGGUUCAAAGAAUAGUGGAAGAUGCUCCGCCCAUCGACCUCCAGGCUGAAGCUCAACACACGUCAGGGGAGGUGGAAGAGCCGCCCCGUUACCUUCUGAAGUUUGAGCAGAUCUACCUUUCAAAGCCGACGCACUGGGAGAAAGAUGGAGCUCCAUCUCCUAUGAUGCCCAACGAGGCUCGAUUACGGAACCUGACGUACUCCGCCCCUCUCUACGUUGACAUCACUAAAACAAUAAUAAAAGAGGGUGAAGACCAGUUGCAAACACAACACCAGAAAACCUUCAUUGGGAAAAUUCCCAUCAUGCUUCGCUCCACCUAUUGCUUGCUGAGCGGCCUAACAGACCGAGACCUGUGCGAGCUUAACGAGUGUCCACUCGACCCCGGGGGUUAUUUCAUUAUCAAUGGCUCUGAGAAGGUUCUGAUCGCUCAGGAGAAGAUGGCGACCAACACAGUUUAUGUAUUCGCCAAGAAGGACUCGAAGUACGCGUACACGGCCGAGUGUCGGUCCUGUCUGGAGAACUCGUCCCGUCCGACCAGUACCAUCUGGGUCAGCAUGAUGGCCAGAGGAGGACAGGGUGUGAAGAAGAGUGCGAUUGGUCAAAGGAUCGUGUCGACGCUGCCGUACAUCAGACAGGAAGUUCCCAUCAUCAUCGUGUUUCGAGCUCUCGGCUUCGUGUCGGACAGAGAUAUCCUGGAACACAUCAUCUACGACUUCGAUGACCCCGAGAUGAUGGAGAUGGUGAAGCCGUCUCUCGACGAAGCGUUCGUGAUCCAGGAGCAGAACGUGGCGUUGAACUUUAUCGGCUCCAGAGGAGCGAAACCUGGCGUGACCAAGGAAAGAAGAAUCAAAUAUGCAAAAGAAGUUCUGCAGAAAGAAAUGCUGCCGCAUGUCGGCGUCAGCGACUUCUGCGAGACCAAGAAGGCGUAUUUCUUAGGGUACAUGGUCCACAGGCUGCUGCUCGCCGCUCUUGGCAGACGGGAGCUGGAUGACAGAGAUCACUAUGGCAACAAGAGGCUGGACCUGGCUGGACCGUUGUUGGCUUUCCUGUUCAGGGGCAUGUUUAAGAACCUGCUCAAGGAAAUCAGAAUCUAUGCUCAGAAGUUCAUCGACCGAGGGAAAGACUUCAACCUGGAACUGGCCAUCAAAACCAGAAUCAUCUCCGACGGCCUCAAAUACUCGCUCGCCACCGGAAACUGGGGCGACGUCAAGAAAGCUCAUCAGGCCCGAGCUGGGGUUUCACAGGUAUUGAACCGUCUGACGUUUGCGUCCACUCUGUCUCACCUGCGUCGAGUUAACUCUCCUAUUGGCAGAGACGGAAAACUGGCCAAACCACGACAGCUGCACAACACGCUGUGGGGGAUGGUGUGUCCAGCUGAGACGCCCGAGGGUCACGCUGUGGGUCUGGUGAAAAACUUGGCACUCAUGGCCUACAUUUCUGUGGGAUCUCAGCCGUCCCCCAUCCUGGAGUUCCUGGAGGAGUGGAGUAUGGAGAACCUGGAGGAGAUCUCACCUGCUGCCAUCGCAGAUGCUACAAAGAUAUUUGUGAACGGCUGCUGGGUCGGAAUCCACAAAGAUCCAGAGCAGCUGAUGAACACGCUGAGGAAACUACGACGACAGAUGGACAUCAUUGUCUCCGAGGUGUCGAUGAUCAGAGACAUAAGAGAGCGUGAGAUCAGAAUUUACACGGACGCUGGACGAAUCUGUCGCCCCCUGCUGAUCGUCGAGAAACAGAAACUACUGCUGAAGAGACGUCACAUCGACCAGCUGAAGGAGCGCGAGUACAACAACUACAGCUGGCAGGACCUGGUGGCGAGCGGCGUGGUCGAGUACAUCGAUACUCUAGAGGAGGAGACAGUGAUGCUCGCCAUGACCCCGGAUGAUCUCCAGGAGAAGGGCGUGGCUUACUGUUCCACUUACACUCACUGUGAGAUUCACCCGUCCAUGAUCCUCGGGGUGUGCGCGUCCAUCAUUCCCUUCCCUGACCACAACCAGUCUCCCAGGAACACAUACCAGUCUGCCAUGGGUAAACAGGCCAUGGGUGUUUACAUCACCAACUUCCACGUUCGAAUGGACACGCUCGCUCACGUGUUGUACUACCCUCAGAAACCGCUGGUCACCACACGAUCCAUGGAGUACUUGCGUUUCAGAGAGCUUCCUGCAGGCAUCAACUCGAUUGUUGCAAUCGCGUCAUACACGGGAUACAACCAAGAGGACUCUGUGAUCAUGAACAGGUCGGCUGUCGAUCGAGGCUUCUUCAGGUCAGUUUUCUAUCGGUCCUACAAAGAGCAGGAGUCAAAGAAAGGCUUCGAUCAGGUGGAGAUCUUUGAGAAGCCAACACGUGAAACCUGUCAGGGAAUGAGACACGCCAUAUAUGACAAGCUAGAUGAUGACGGGCUGAUUGCACCUGGAGUUCGUGUAUCUGGCGAGGACGUGAUCAUUGGGAAGACGGUGACACUGCCAGAGAACGACGACGAUCUGGACAGCACCAACCGGCGCUACACCAAGAGGGACUGCAGCACCUUCCUGAGAACCAGCGAGACUGGGAUCGUAGAUCAGGUGAUGGUGACCCUGAACUACGAGGGCUACAAGUUCUGCAAGAUCAGGGUUCGUUCUGUUCGAAUUCCUCAGAUCGGGGAUAAAUUUGCCAGCCGACACGGACAGAAAGGAACAUGUGGGAUCCAGUACAGACAGGAGGACAUGCCUUUCACCUGUGAGGGAAUCACACCUGACAUCAUCAUCAAUCCUCACGCCAUCCCGUCCAGAAUGACAGUCGGUCAUCUGAUUGAGUGUCUGCAGGGAAAGGUUUCGGCAAACAAAGGUGAGAUUGGCGACGCGACGCCGUUUAACGACGCCGUCAACGUGCAGAAAGUGUCCAACCUGCUGUCUGAGUACGGAUAUCACCUGAGAGGAAAUGAGGUUCUCUAUAACGGGUUCACAGGGAGGAAACUGACGUCUCAGAUCUUCAUCGGUCCAACAUAUUAUCAGCGUCUCAAACACAUGGUCGACGACAAGAUUCACUCAAGAGCCAGAGGACCAGUCCAGAUCCUCAACAGACAACCUAUGGAGGGACGCUCACGCGAUGGCGGUCUGCGUUUUGGCGAGAUGGAGCGUGACUGUCAGAUCGCUCACGGCGCCGCUCAGUUCCUCAGAGAGCGUCUGUUUGAAGCGUCUGAUCCGUAUCAGGUCCACGUGUGUAACCUGUGCGGCCUGAUGGCCAUCGCCAACACCAGGACGCACACGUACGAGUGUCGCGGCUGCCGCAACAAGACUCAGAUCUCGCUCAUCCGGAUGCCGUACGCCUGUAAACUUCUCUUCCAGGAACUGAUGUCAAUGAGCAUCGCCCCUCGUAUGAUGUCAUCGUAGACCGACAGCCAAUCACACACAGACAUUUGUUUGUUUCAGUGCAAAGUUUUUGUAAAAGUAGAAUAAACAGUUUUUCUUUAA
Molecule: messenger RNA, 3705 nt
Organism: Solea solea (common sole)
Lineage: Eukaryota; Metazoa; Chordata; Actinopteri; Pleuronectiformes; Soleidae
Gene: polr2b
Product: RNA polymerase II subunit B
Exons: 25
Coding region: 100-3624 (1174 amino acids)
Biological process (GO): DNA-templated transcription
Cellular component (GO): RNA polymerase II, core complex
Molecular function (GO): ribonucleoside binding; DNA binding; DNA-directed RNA polymerase activity
Source: RefSeq, a predicted model, not a curated record